Messenger RNA from Danaus chrysippus (African queen), 2211 nucleotides. The record is from the annotation of a GenBank genome assembly. Lineage: Eukaryota; Metazoa; Arthropoda; Insecta; Lepidoptera; Nymphalidae.
AUGGCGGCGUUAAAAAAGACGAAUAAACGAAAACAUAUCCAAAACAGUGAUCCUGGUAAAAUAUUAGAUUUGGUAAUGAACUUAACUGACGAUAGCUGUUCUCAAUUACAAAUAAAAAUUAACUCUUACUUAAAAGAAGAAUGCGACGCCGAGACCGUGUUUGAGAUAAUAGUGCAUGGGGGCGUUGAAGCCUCGAUUGAAACCGUUGGUUUGAUACAGUUGUCGCGAAAAAUUAAGAUUUGCAUGACGCAAAAGCUUUCCGACUUAUUAAAAUCGUCUAUCGACCAAAGUGAUUUUUUGUCUAAUUUUGGAUCCGAUGUCCAAACGAUUUUACAACCGUUCGUGACUAAGGAGUCUAAGAAACGCGUCAUAAUGUUUCCAGUAGUAGAUAAUCCAUUUUCAAUUAUAAUCUGUGCCGUCGCCCCGAAGAUUGUUGAAGAACAAGUAGCUUUGAUUAUACACGAGUGUUUUGUGUUUGUAUGGCCAGUACUUAAGAAAAGCAUUGCUCUGGAAUACGAGUGUACUUUGAAACAGAAAUGUCAGCAGUUACUGCGUGUAGCCAGAAGACUGUUCACACAAGUGGCAUCCUUGGAGACUCUGCUUCAAAUGGCCAUGGAGCAAGCCAAACAACUUACGAAAGCGGAGCAUUGCUCUGUAAUGUUGGUAGACGUGGACCGAAUGGAACUGGUCGAACGAAGCAAUCUCGGACAUAUGGUGCAAGGUGACGGCAAUGAAUCCUCAGAGCGAAGGUUUCCUAUAAACAUAGGUAUAACGGGACAGGUUAUUAAAACUGGUAAACUAAUCAACUGCAAGAACGCCAAGGAACACGCUGCCUUCGACCCGUCUAUAGAUUGUUAUCCCGACAUAGAAUGCAAGUCAAUCCUCUGCUUCCCAAUUUGCGAGCGUUCAGGCAUCAUAGGUGUGGGUCUCUUGAUCAAUAAAAUCGGCGAUCCAUACUUUGAUGCUAUGGACGAGGAGAUGGCCUUGGCUUUCAGUAUAUACUGUGGGGUUUGCAUCACUCAUUCUGUUGUGUAUCAGAAGAUACAGGAGGCUCACAUUAGGAACGCUCUCACUAAUGAAUUGGUCAUGUAUCAUAUGAAGGUAAGCGACGCGGAGGUGAGUCGUAUGUUGGAGUGCACGGGGUUCCACAACCAAGCUCAUAUAACCAGCUUACAUUUCAAUCUGCGAGCUUUACCUCUCAGGGAACUGCCGUGCUACGUGUUCAAAAUGUUCUCGGAUCUUGGCUUUGAUAAAAAAUUCAAUAUAAAGUCCCAAAAGCUGGCAAGGUUUAUUCUGCACGUGAAGAAAGGUUACCGGGACGUUCCUUACCACAGUUGGUUGCACGCGUUCAACGUGUCUCAGUGGGCGUAUGCUGCUAUCAUAAACUACAAGCUGGUGUCCCAGGGUUACUACACUGAGCUCCAAGGACUUAUGUAUAUGGUGGCUGGCUUAGUUCACGAUUUGGAUCACCGCGGGACCACUAACAGCUUCCAAAUACAGGGCCAGACCACGUUAGCAGCAUUAUACUCUAGCGAGGGUAGUGUGAUGGAGCGACAUCACUUGGCGCAGGCCAUGUGCGUGCUAAAUACAGACGGCUGUGACAUUCUGGAGUCUUUACCGAGGAGGGAGUAUGACAGGGCCAUUAUAUUACUCAGAGAUUACAUACUGGCUACGGAUCUAGCUAACUAUUUCAAAAAUCUAAACGACUUUAAGGCUAUAUCAUACGACUUCCAAAAAGGCAAUCGAUCUCACACGAGCGCGCUCCAAGCGAUGAUGAUGAACGCGGCCGACUUGAGCGAUCAACUUAAAGACUGGGGCAGCGUUAAGAAGACAGCGGCCGCCGUAUUGACAGAGUUCUUCAAGCAAGGGGAAUUGGAGAAGAGUCGAGGCGAGCUGCCCGUCACUAUUAUGGACAGAGAGAAGUGUUUUAUACCUGACCUUGAGAUACAGUUCCUUAAUACUACGUGUCUACCGUUAUUUGAAAUUUUAAGUCGCAUUAUACCGAAAGCGAAUCCCUGCGUCAAGAUCAUUGACAAUCACAUCGAGAGGUGGGAUGCUGCUAGACCUAUAUUUGCUGAGGUACCGAUAACAGCGGGAUUGUCAGUUCUAUUAAGUCCGGAAUUAGACACUUUGAUAGAAAAAAAUAUUAAAGAAAAAGAGAGACUUCGAUUAGAGGCAGAUGCUGGCGAGAGGAGCAGCGAGACAGAAUGA